This is a messenger RNA of Nematolebias whitei (Rio pearlfish), 1324 nucleotides long. It is a transcript of the gene selenol, whose product is annotated as selenoprotein L. Lineage: Eukaryota; Metazoa; Chordata; Actinopteri; Cyprinodontiformes; Rivulidae. The transcript is spliced from 9 exons. The record is from RefSeq and is a predicted model, not a curated record.
GUCAGAACAGGUGACCAUGGCGGAGGUUGCGACUGUCUCAGAAGAAACUUUGACAAGUAGUUUGAGUUUAUUGGUCAGUUUGGGCAAAGUUUUGCUGCAGAACGCCAAACAGGAAGCAGCAGCCUCCCUGAAGACUUUUGUACCUCAUAAGAUCACCACUUUAUUUGGCCUGGUCACAGCUGGAGCAGACUUUUACAAAAGCGUGGGAGUGAAGACAAGGACUGAAGCAGAGGAGGUUUGGAAGAAGUCUUAUCGCCAUGAAGCAGUGAGAGAGCAGGUAGAGGAGCUCCUUCAGCUCCAGAAUGAGUGGGACUCCUUCCUGAAGAGUGUGGACAAAGAUCUGCUGACGACAGACGAGCAGCUGUCAGGAGGAAAGAUGGCCGACAGCCUGAGCCCCGACUGUCUGUUCACUGAUGCACGGAGCGAAAAGAGCGUAAGCCUGGGUCACUUCCUGGGUCAGGGUCAGAAGCUGCUGCUGGUUCUGAUUAGACAUUUUGGAUGACUGCCGUGACGAGACCACGUGGCCGAGCUGGAGGCCAAUCGGGACCUCCUGGAGGCUCGGUCAGUGCAGGUCGUGGUGGUUUCCUUCGGCUGUGUGGAAGGAGCUCAGCUGUGGCUGCGGCAGACCAGAUGUUCCUUUGAAACGCUGCUCGACCCUCAGAGAACGAUCUACAGGAGUUUCGGCCUCGGCUCGUCUUACGCCAAAGUGAUGAAUUUCGGCUGCCUGCUGCGCUACUCAGAGUACAGAGCUGCAAAUAUAGACUUCCCCGACGUCCCGCCUCGUCUGCUGGAAGACCUCUUCCAGCUUGGUGGUGACUUUCUACUGGACAACACGGGGAAGGUUCUCCUGUCUCACCCAUCUAAAAGCCCUUUGGACAGGCUGAGUUUGACCCACGUGCUGCAGGCCGCCGCAGCCGAGAGUCGACACGCGGACCGAACAAACGCGCUGGUACAACGCCGCUGACGCCACAGAGGAAGAGCAGCUCUUUGACGCACGUUGAUGAUGUCACGCCUCGCAGUCACCACAUGAAGAGGAGCGACUGAUGCUGAAGUGUGGAGAAGAGACGACCGAUCGUUUUGUCAAGUCAGUGUCGUAGUUCGAGCAGCGGCAUAUACAUUUUAAUCAACCAAUAAAAAAACAAAAUGCGUUCACGUGCCAGUUUGAGAUAUUUUCAAACUUUUAACGACAACUAUAUUAUUUAGAAAUCAAGCAGCAAAAAGCUACAGCUAACUACUGAAAUAGUCUUUAACUGAAGUCAAGAUUAUAAAAUAAUAAUAAACGUAGAAACAGUUGUCGAUAAUCAGCUAUGAUAGUAUAAAAAUC